Messenger RNA from Ceratotherium simum simum (southern white rhinoceros), 2087 nucleotides. It is a transcript of the gene RABIF, whose product is annotated as RAB interacting factor. Gene Ontology annotation, biological process: small GTPase-mediated signal transduction; post-Golgi vesicle-mediated transport. The record is from RefSeq and is a predicted model, not a curated record. Gene Ontology annotation, cellular component: cytosol; membrane. Lineage: Eukaryota; Metazoa; Chordata; Mammalia; Perissodactyla; Rhinocerotidae. Gene Ontology annotation, molecular function: guanyl-nucleotide exchange factor activity; zinc ion binding.
CGCCUGCGCAGUUCAGAAAGGCCGAGCGAGAGGGCGCCUGCGCGGCUGCGGCGUAAGAGGCUGAGGCGCUGGCCGCCAUGGAGCCUAUGGAGCAGCUGAGCGAGUUGGUGUCCGCCGAGGGCCGAAACCGUAAGGCGGUGCUAUGCCGGCGUUGUGGCUCCCGGGUGUUGCAGCCGGGGACGGCUCUCUUCUCCCGCCGGCAGCUUUUUCUUCCCUCCAUGAGAAAGAAGCCAGCUCUGGCUGAUGGCAGCAAUCCUGAUGGUGAUCUCCUCCAGGAGCACUGGCUGGUUGAUGAUAUGUUCAUCUUUGAGAACGUGGGCUUCACCAAGGAUGUGGGCAACAUCAAGUUUCUGGUCUGCGCAGACUGUGAAAUUGGACCAAUUGGCUGGCAUUGCCUAGAUGACAAGAAGAGUUUCUAUGUGGCCUUGGAACGGGUUUCCCAUGAGUAAUUGAGGGGAGGAGGACUCAGCUGCACCCCAACUGUAAAAGCUACUCCCCACAAGAACUGGCAUUUAACCUGGUAUAACUGUUCUGCUGCCACAUUCUCUGUACCAAUAUAAACUGAGUAUCAAUAUGUCCAGUUGAACAUGCAGAGAGCUAACCUUACUUCCUUAAAGCCUCAACUGAAUGCCUCUUGCUUAGUUCACUUGGCAUCACAACAUUUCCUAAUCUCUCCUUUCCCCCAGUUUUAGGACACUGGGAUACUUCCACAGAUCUUUUCCCUGGCAUUCUGCCUGCGCUUUCUCUUACCCAGGGGCUCCCUAGUUUCUUGCUCUAGAAGAGCAAUAUUCAACCUUUUAGCCAUGAUGACACGUGACAGAUGAUGCUCAUGUGCUGAUAGUUGAAACCACCUUUUUCUCUCUCAUUCAAGAAAGCAUACAGGUAUCCGAGAGUGACUUUGUUGUAUGGCUAAUUUUAUCUACAGUAAUUUAUUGUUUUUAAAAGUAAAGCAUUUACAAACUUCAGUAUUUAAACUACGAAUCAGAAACACAUUACUUUGGACACACCUCUAAUACCAUGUUUGAGAGCCUCUACUCCAGGUUGAUAGUGACUUUUUAUUGUAAAGAUGAACGUGGCCCCUCUUCCCUUCAGAUCUUGAUGUGUUUUCUCUUCAUAUUAGUCCCCGCUAUUGCCUGUUAAGUUGAGAAUCAGAUUUUCAUCCCCAUCUGGCAGCCACCCCAAGGAAAACUCAGCCCUGGCCGUUUUCCCAGGAUCUCUUGGAAUCAGAGUGGAGGAUGUGGGAUAUAGGAGAGAUAGGCCCUUGCCAUAUUAUCCAUGAGUUUAUAGGUUUGUCUCAUUUGGACAAAUAACUCUUCUUUUGUUCUUAGGAAAGAAAUCUUUAAUGGAUAGUGUCAUCAUUUACUGAACCUACUGGGCAUGGUCUUCACAGAGUUUGGGUUCCACUGGAAUCUCUAUACCAAUCCAGAAUACAAACUUUCCACCCAGAUGCCUCUAUUUCUACAGCUGUGGGGUUGCUCUGUUUGAUAUUAGCCAACUUGUUUAACCAUUCAAUAUGAUCUUGAGUUGUUCUGUCAUUUCUCUUCUGAAAUGACUUACCAUCUUAAAAGGAAUCUGUAUAACCAGGUUUCAGGUAUCCUUCCAUCAUCCCUACCUCUAAGGUUCAGGAGACCUAGAAUUGAAAUAAGGACUAAAUAGAGACCCUACAAUCUGCAGCCCAUUCUUUUGCAUCUGUUUUCUGGUUGCUUCCUCCUUCCUUCUCCCCAGAACUUACUCUAAGGGCUCCCCAACUAAAGUGCAGACCUUGGGCACAAUUUUGCAACCAACCUACUCCCAUAGAAAGGUGGCUUCCUUCCUCAGUCAUAGCCUCAAUGAGUUAUAGUAGAAAAUGAGAAAACUGUUUUCCAGACAAACGGUCAAAUGCUAUGAUUAUGGCAUUUGCAGAAAAACAUCUGUGAGAUUUAUUCAUUCAGGUCAGAAGGAACAAAACCAAAUAGAUGCCUCUAGGGGCAUAUGGCCCCUCAUAUAAGCCAAAAUCUAGGCAAAGCAUUUUUUAAAAUUAGGCUUUUACUUUUCUUUCCUUUUUUAAUCACAGAAAUAGUACCCAUUCAUUGCAAAUACAAAAAUGA